GACCGGCGGCUGCUGUCUGCAACUGGCGGGACCUCCACACAUUCUUACCCCCAAAAUGGGCUCCUCAGUUAUCUAAAUCACAGCUCAAGUCUCCUCCAACACAUCACUGGAAAAAAAAACAUCACCAUGGCAACUGACGUGAAGACCCCAGACUUUGACGACCUGUUGGCAGCGUUUGACAUCCCUGACAUGACGGAGGGGAAAGACGCGUUCGAGCACGGGACCGACCAUGAGACUCCUGCUGAGGGGUCAAGGGGGGACAACCUCACCCAGGAUGGAGGAACUCUGACCACUCCAGUCAAGCCGAUGCCCCAGCUACAGCGAACACGGGACAUCGUUCCAGAGAUCCGCCCUGAUGCCAGCCCUGAUCGCAUGCCAAGUCCACUGGAACCAAUCUUCAACCUACCCACCAACCAAUCAGAAGAAACUGCCGAACCCCUCAGCAACCAAUCAGAGCAACCCUACCAUUUACCGACAGUCAAACCAGAACCUGGCUCUGAUUCGUCCACUGUAACCAUUAAAAGAGAACCAGUCGCGGAUUCAACACCUGACCAAUCACAGCACUUGUCUGUUAUCAAGCAUGACCAAUCAGAGCCAUUCUUAGAUAAAAUAAGCACCCAAUCAGAAACUGGUUUAGAUAAUCUCAAAUCUGAACAGAAAUAUAGAUCACCAAGUCCUCAAGAAGUAGCUAGUACCAGGAAGAGCCCAAGCAUUCCCAAGAAGAAAGUAGAUAUAAAGCCAGCAUCAGACAAAGAAAAGACGUCUACCAAAAGCAUAGAAACUGCCAGUUCUAGGAUAGAAAAACUUGUGACCUCUCUAAGAGAUGAAGAAAAAGUCAACCCGCUUCCACCAAAAUGUGAUGAAGUAAAAAGCUCUGCAACAAAAGUGUCGCCACCAGAACUACAAAGUGUACCCAACAGCCAACCCGCAGCUAAACCUAGUGGAGAUGCUAAAGUUAAAAACCUUCUCAACUCAGACUCAGAGCAAAAGACAACCGUCAAAACACCACCAACAGUGAAGCAAAUUGCCCCCAAGCCAACCAACAAGCCUGAGCCAUCAGCUGCCAAGGCAAAGGAGCAGGUUGAUGACACCAAAACUAGCACUAACAAGCCUUACAACACAAGACCUCGUAAACAGAACUUUAAGUUCACGUUUGAAGACGACUGUGAAUUUGAGGACGAGUUCACUGAUGAGUCAGAAAGGGACAAGCAGCCAGCAAAGAGUGUUCCUGCAGGUAACCAGAACUCCAUUGCUGCCAUGCAGCUUAGAGAACUCAUGAGACAGGCUGAUAAAGACAAGAAAGAGAGCGAGGCCGCAUCGGCAGGCCAAGGUUCGAUUCCCAAGGUCCGAAUCACCACCCUGAGAACUUCCCAAGGGACCAUCAUGACAGCUCAGUCAGUACCGAAACAGUCCAUCAUUCCCAACUCCACCAGUAGCAGCAGUGUUGUUCCCAUUGUCAGGACUCUGACCACUGCUGCCAUGGGUCAGCUGCAUGUGGCCCAGCCACAAGCCACCGCAACAAAAACUUCCAUUGUCUCUAGUCCAGCAACUGUUCAGUCUCCAGGUCAGCUCAACAACAGGGUGGUCACCCAAGUGUUGACAUCUGGGAACGCGUCAGUUCGAACCACUCCCAGCGGGACCACCGUGCACACGGUGACCAACCUGGGCAUUGCGUCUAUUCUCAACAAGCCGAACCCCGUGUCGACGUACAGCCCCAACCUGAACGUCCCGGCCAAGUACAACCUCUCGGUCCCAAAGAACGGGCACAAGUGCUUGGAGUGCGGAGACACCUUCCUGCUGUACACCAGCCUCUUACACCACAUGCAGCGGCGGAGCAUCAUGAUCACCAUCAACUGCAACAUCUGCAUGAAGAGCAUGCUGUUCCAGAACAAGUGCGCCCUGCUGUCCCACUCCCGCCUGCACAUGAACCGGGGGAAGAAGAUGAACCUGGCUUCGGCCAUCGUCACCCCGCUCCUGAAGGAGUUGAUGAACCUGGGACAGCCGAACCCAAGCGCUCCACCGGAUGUUCACACCUCCAUAGGGCAGACCAUCGUCUCCUCUGCUAGCACCUCCACAGUUCAAAGAGCCACCGUUCAAAGUGUACAGACCACCGUCACCAGCUCUGUAUCCUCCUCUCAGACCAGGCCCUCCCCGAGCCUUCAACAACUGGUCAUGGGUUCGCAGCCCGGAGCCAUGUCAUGCACAGAGUGUCGCAUCAUUGUUAACAGCCUCAGCUCGUUGGAAAUCCAUUUCCAGAGGAACACCACCGACUUGAAAUCUCCCUCCUUGUGUCCCCAGUGUGGAGUUUUCUUCCCAAACAAGUGCAUGCUGGGGGCCCACCAGCGUAUUCACAAGAACCUAGCCCCCUACACGUGUCCGGAAUGUGGGAAAUGGGAGAAGGGUGGGCGGAGCGUAUUUCUAAAACAUCUCCGCACAGCGUGCCACCAUUACGCUCGCUCAAAAGGUUACAAGUGCACACACUGUGCAGCAGUCUACGACCACGUUAACCUUCUGAAAGCCCAUGUACAGAGCGCGCAUGCAGAGCAGUUUUAUAAGUGCCCCAUUUGCCCAAUGGCAUUCAAGGCCAUCCCCAAUAUCAGGGUCCACAUACUGAACACACAUGGAAACCAAGUGGCCGGGUACAGAUCUAUCUACAAGUGUCCAUUGUGUGACACAGUCUUCACCCAAACCACCCUGCUGUCCACCCAUUUAGAUACCCACAUUAACGACAAGAGCAACCACAUUGUCAGCCACUUCCGCUGUCUGGAGUGCCACAAGUCGUUCGACCCGAGGGAAACAUUCCUGCAGCACAUGCAGACAGGCCACGUUGUCGACAUGUCAGACAACAUUGUCCUUUGCGACCUGUGCAAAGCGUCAUUCCCCUCCCUGAUAGACAUGGAGAGCCACAAGAAAAUGGCGCACAGCUCGUAUGUCAACCUCACAGCCCACACGUGCACCCAGUGCCAUCAGAAGUUUGGGUCGGCGCAGCACUUGCUCGAUCAUGACUGUCGGCAGCGAGACAACAAGUCAGUGAACAAUGACAGCAGCAACAAGAAACACCAGUGCAGUUUGUGCUCCUACGUCGCCAAGACUGAAGGCAACCUGGUAAAGCACAUGAAGUUUCACGAAAGGCAAGGCGUCUUCACGUGUUUAGAGUGUGGGAGACAGCUUGCAAGUCAGGAGCUGUUGGCCGAACAUCUACAGACCCACACGAAGGGUACUGUCCACAACUGCUCCGAAUGCAAAGCGUCCUUUGCAAAGGCGAGCCUGCUGUAUUCUCACAUGACGAAAGAACAUGGCAAGCCCAAGAAGUACCCCUGUUCGAUGUGCAACCGCAUGUUUGAAAGUGUCCACAGCAUGAAGAGGCACGUUCGGAUCAACCACCAGGGGAUCAAGCGUGUGUAUCGCUGCUGGUAUUGCAAAGAGAAACCCAUGUCGUACAGUAAGCGGAUCAUGCUGGAGAAACACAUUGUCUCCAUCCACGGUAUCGCUAGCGAGGACAUUGACUUUACACAGAUGCCUGACCCCAAGCAGCCUGUGUCACCGGACCAAGACGUAUCGACGGGAAACGAAAAGCGUCGGAAAAACGGGGGUCAGCAAGGCGGGACAGCAAAGAGGCCAAAACGUGCAAAGAUGGGGUUCCAGUGCGCCAAGUGCGAGUUCACCACUGAAGUGAAGGAGGAGUUUCUACAGCACUUCCCGCAGCACAAACAGAACCACACCUCCAUACAGUGCAUGGAGUGUUCCACCAGCUUUCGCUCGGAGGACGCACUGCGAAACCACCUGUUUGUCCAACAUGAGUACCGGGACCAGGAUGAGCUGACCAGUGUCCUGUCAGAAAUGGUUGCCUAUGCGGAAAAGGCAAACUCCCAACAAGACAGUAGCGUCAACGGAGUAGCGAAUCCCCACAACGAAUGUAGCGUGUGCUUCAAAAGGUUUGAUUCAGACUCGGCUCUGAAGACACACAUGAGAACCCAUGGCAUGGCCUUCAUCCGUUCCAAGAGGUCCAGUUCAAAUGACUAGUGGUAUAAAAAAAAAGAAACAGAUUGUAA
Molecule: messenger RNA, 4052 nt
Organism: Branchiostoma belcheri (Belcher's lancelet)
Lineage: Eukaryota; Metazoa; Chordata; Leptocardii; Amphioxiformes; Branchiostomatidae
Product: zinc finger protein 532-like
Exons: 3
Coding region: 127-4023 (1298 amino acids)
Source: RefSeq, a predicted model, not a curated record